AGACGAGUUGUCGUUAGUCCCUGUUUCUCACUUGUACUGCUCCCCCCCAAAUAAACACAGUGUGGAUCACAUCAACAAGGCCUAAUCAGCAUCGUUUGCAAAUGCAAUGUGGAGGCGGCGAGCUCAAGCGGCCUCCGCCUCCUCUGACGAGCAGUAAAAAAGUAAGUACUUACGUAAGUUGUACCCAUUUCUGAAGAUGAACUGUUUCUCAUUUCUUUUUUCUAAACACACACGACAAUCGCAUUGCUAUUCUAUCUUUGUCUUUCUAAGGUAAAGGUUGGUUGCAUUCGGUUGCGUAACAACUCUGAAACAAGUGGAGAGGAGUUGUUAUCUUCUAAGGCAGAUUGUUGGUGCAAGAUUCUUCAGGGAACUCCGUAGUACACCGGUAACGGAGAAGAACAAGACACGAAGGUGGCCAUCGAAAGAUGAAACUGGCGUAAGCAUAUGAUCAUGUUGUACAGCGAAGAACACGCAGCACUGGCAGCUUUAUUUCAGUCAUAGAGCAGGAGGAUGUUCGGGAGCCGGAAGAGAGAGGAGUCUUCUGGCGGUUCCGCUCGUGUGGAUCAAGGCGUUUUGUACAUGGACCAUGAAGCCUCCUACUUGCGUGGGUUUUUCAGAGAGUCGGAGACGUCCCGGAGUUUCCAGCCCUCCGCGGCCGAGGUGGUUGCGCAGAGCACGGGCUCCCUUGGGGGACAGCUGCAUUCCUACCUGCGGGACAAGGAUGGACGGCCGCUCGCGUACUACCUUGUGAACCUGGAGCCCGAUGGAGGGCGAUUGUUGGAGCUGGCGUCCGCGCCGGUGUUUAGCCAGUCGGUCUCGGCGACGAACACGAACACGAGGGCCGGUGCUUCGCGGACGAGUGAGCAUAGUUCUCCACCACCGGUGGUCCGGUCUGUGUCGCGUGAAUCGGGCCGAACUGUCUCGCGUGAAACGGAUGCGCACCAGCUAAAAACACGCGGCCGAACUGUUCUCUCAGGUGCGGAUGUCCAGCUGCAAGCGUCGUCCAAGGACCAAGCGGAGGCUGUCGCCCAGGCGCUAGAAAAGCAGCGUGCGGCCGAGGUGAUUCAAAUGCGGCUUGACGGGUAUCUGAGCCAGCCGGUGCCCCCGGAGAUCUUGCGCCCGAUGGGCAAUGGGAAGCACGAUGACCCGCGGAUGACUGUCGACCCCGAGGAGUACAGGCCGCAGCUCCUCUGGGCUGACGUACUUCUGCAUGGUCGUGGAGCCGUGGGUAUUGUGCGGAAAAAUCCCCCCUCCCAUCUUGAAGAGGCAUCCUUCUGAAAAUUUGUCAUGCAGAUUUGUGGUCACAAUCACAAAUCAUUGCAAGAGAUUCCGCCGCAUUAUGCACGCGGUUUGUGAAGAUGCUGUCAGAGGACCUAAAGGGCAGACGUUUGCCAUGCUAAGCGCCUAGCUCAAAACAUCCCUGCCCAGGCUAUGCAUCUGCCUGUAUUCCCUUACUGCAAGAACACACAGCUUAUUUGUGUACGGACAUCCUGCGUCAGAGAUUUCCACUUUGAUAUGUGGAAGGAGGAUUUUUCAUUUUGAUAGUGGGUGAAACGGUGCUGCAUCUGUGCUUUCUGCUCGGCACCCCGCCGCACCGAACGCUAGCGACCUACAUGGUGAGGCGAUUCGGGACAAUCUUGUGCCGGCAGGCGUGGGACCCCGUAUCCUGUGCAAAGAUGUCCCCGUCACACACGUGCCAUUUGACUUAAUGCGGUUCGUGAGUGGUUUUGCCUCUGGCUCCUCCUUCGCUUCAUUGUGCACAUGCUCUUAGCACGGUAUGGACUUGAUUUCGAAAAAUGAUUUUAUUUGUCUUGCCUCCUACCUUCCUCUUCGCUCUUGCCCUUUUUCAAAAUCACUUCCCGUUCCAUUCCACAGGCCGAAGUUCAUGAGCAAGAAAAUUGAUCUAAAAGCCGUUUUAGACAUAGAUUAGUUUUUGUUUUAGUUUACUUCUUAUGCAGAAUUGAUGUAUUUCUAUUAAGCAUCCAUAAGACCAAAGCAAAAUGCCUAGCUGUGCAUCCCCGUGUCAAGGGGAUCCGAGCCUGUGGAAUGAAUGAGUGUCCACAAUGAUAAAGAUGAUGCGGCUCGCAUUGCAUGAGCGACGGGUUCACUGGAGGGAAGUUUUUCUCUUACUCUAUCUAAUGAUCAGGAUGAAGGGACGAGUGGCCUUGUUCCACGAUACCUAGUCACGGCUAUGUUGCUGCUCGCCUGUUGUACGCUCCUGUUGUUAAAAUGCGUAACCGCAGGAACUCCCGCAUCCAGAACUAAAACUUCCCGAAUUGUUGUACAAAUGAAGCGUCGAAAUUCACAAUGUGGUCACAUGGUGGGGACAUUUUUGAAGAGGACAUUCCCUCAUCCACCAGCACGCGCAGCUCGGCGACAAGGAUCCCCGUUGGAAACUGCUUAAGAAGUUGAGCAAGAACAAAAAAAGCGAUCCCGGUCACCCCAUCUUGACGACGUCACUGAGUUUUUCUACGGACUGGGCGAAGAGCAGAACCAACUUGGAUGAAUCUAAUCGGCCGACAUGCACAACCAACCGUGAUGGGAGGAGUGAUCUUUUGCUUAGCACAUUCAAUGGAACCGAUCAAGAAGAAGCUACUGGCGCAGACUUUCCCGCCGGAUCGUCUCAUUAUAAUUCAUCGGGGGAGAACUUCUAUGAGCUUCGCGAGGACGGCGAUGGCAUUGAUGAAAAGGAGCAGUCCACCUCCGGGAGUGUGGCAGCUGAGAAACAACUAGCCGGGACGAGCGCAAUGUUGAGUGGAGAUGAUCAAGCGAACAAACAAGCCAAGACAAAUCUGAACAGAGUUGUCAACAAAACGCGCGGCGGCACGUCUCUCUUGGAGCAGCACGACAUCGAAAUUAGCGUGGGAGCACCACGGCGACCGGAGGGCUCGACGAUCGCCUCCGUGGCUAUUGAGGAGGGGAGUAGUAGAACCGAACCCCUAAAAGUAGGGCCACUACCUGAAGAGACAUCUCGUUCAGGCGGCGCUAAUCCCGUGAGCAUCAACAGGAACAACGACGAGGAGGACCACCUGACGUCCUCCGCUGCUGCUCAACGCGUCUCCGCAACUAGAGUCAAAGUGUUUGACGGAAGUGAGGAAGUCAACCACACGUUGUUUGAUUUAGAUACAUAUUGUCUGCGCAGUGGCGCUAUGAGUCUGCCCGUUGACGCCGUCAGCCGGAACACUCACCCGCUUUCUUAUUCCGAGCUGACCGGCGCCCAGGGGCCCGACGCGCUUUUGGAAAGGCUGGACGGCGAGGAGGGAGCGGGUGCGACGAAGGCGACCCUUGUGAAAUACGUGGACGCCACGUACACUGGAGACAGCUACCGCGGCGAGGCCUGCAUCCACAUCGCGAUCACCAACGGGGAUCUGGCGCAAGUGAAGCUGCUUGUCGAAGACGGCAUGUGCGAUACGCGUUGGGUGAUGACCACCGGGUCCUUCUUUCGCGGGAAGCUGUAUUACGGCGGGCGCCCGCUCAACUUCGCCGCGGCGCACGGCAACGUAGAGAUCUUUGAUUUUCUCCUCGAGAAGUAUACUCAGACCGCUGCGGCGGCCUACGACGAGGCCCACCAGGUUGAAGAAGAUACGCGCGAGGAUGUUGUAAAGGCGACGGACUUGGUGUUGAACGCGGACCGCCGCGGUCGCGGCGCGAACCUCCGUAGCGACGAGCCCGAUCCCUACAAAAACGACCGCCACACGGCGGCGCGUGAAACAAAGGGGACGGAGAGUACUAGCGGCCCUCGAGUAAUAAAAGCAGGGGAAGGUGGAACAGCGUGGAGCCAACCUCUCGCCUCUCCAAGGGGAACAAGAUCAACAGCAUCAACAUCGCGGCUUGUCAUGCGGCCCUCGCCGUUCGCAGGGCAAAGGAGUGCUGCGACAGGCUACGUGGGGUCAUGCUCCGGCCCCUCGCUCUUUCAUCUGCGCGUCGGGGACAGGAGGAAGCUCCGAGAGGUUGAGCAGCAGCGGAAGGCGUUUAUGCAACAGGGCGACCAGUACGGGAACACAGUACUUCACUUGAUGGUUUUGCACGGUCAAUUGAACCUGCUACGCCACGUGCUGCGUACGUACCAACACGAAAUCGAGCUCUUCCAGCUGAAUCAUAUCGGAUUCGCGCCCCUCAACUUGGCUGCGGCCAUCUAUCAAAUGUAAAAAUGUCUGGGUCUGGUUGCAUUCUUCCAGUGGAAGAAUGCAACUUGUGAUGCUAACUUUGGACUCUAGAAAAAUCUGUAUUGCAUGACCAGCAAGAGGAGUCUAGUUUGUACUACGCGGGGAGGGCGUUUGUCAUGCGGAGUAGGCAUCAGGAAGCCAGCGCAAAAUCUGUGAUGCGCGCUCGUGCAUUACAGACAUCCUGGGUCAUGCAAAACAUGCAUGACAAAUCUCAGAAUCUUCCAGACCCAGAAAUUUUUACAGUUGAUACCAUCCAGAACCCGGCAAUCUUUGAUGUUCUGAUGGAACUCAGCGGAGAAACUUUGUGGGCGUACGGGCCCGUACGGUGCAUCCGCUACCCGCUUCUCAAGCUGGACUCCGUGCUCUCCCGGCAACUGCGGGCUGGGUACGCACAGGCCCCCCCGCAGACGCCGGACAAGAAGCCGCUCCUCAAAGAUGUUGUUGACCACCACAAAGGCGAAGUAGUAGAAGAGGAUGCUGGGGCUGCAGCUGCACCAGCUAGUACGCCAACUACAACAUCGCCCACCCAGCAACUCCAGGACGACGACAUGCAUGCAGCCGCGGGGCGCAGCCUCCGCUCAGUUCUGGAGAUUAUUGUAGACACGAAGUGCCACAGCCUAUUUACCCCCAUUGUGCGCCAGCUGAUCCAGGACAAGUGGCAGAUGUACGGUUCCAAGGUGUUCCUCCUGCACAUGACGCUCUUUUUCCUAAACCUGGUUCUCGUGGUGCUGGCGACGGAGUAUCACACAGAAAAAAGCUGGCAGGGAAAGAGAAAAGAAAUUAGUACACAAUAAAUAUUAAAUUUAUUCUCUUGCAUGUCUCAACAAACGGGAACAGCGUGAAUGCUUCUAUGGGCUCACCCAUGACAGAUUUUUCUGGGUUCUACGAGCUAUUGUGGGUUUCAUUGUUCAUUGUAUGUUGUUUGUUUGUUUGUUUGUGUUCAUGCGUGAAGGUGGGAACGCGUUUACACACCUUUUUCUAGCGCUAUUUCAAGAAAAACCCUAGCGCUCAUUGUUCUUAUUUUUUCUAAUACAAAUACAAAGCAUUCUUGCCAGCUUUUUUCUGUAUGAUACAGAGAACUUCGUGCCGAUGGACUUGCCUGCCUUUGGCAUUCUGCUCAUCCUCGCGCUCGAGGGAGGCAAGUUUGUCCACUGGUCCCAACGAAAUAUGGGCCCCGACCGGCACCUUGGCUGCGGCGCCGCGUCCACCUUCAUGGCGGUGCGUAGAGCCGCGGACACUAUCACCUUCGAGGGCUGCACGCUCAUUCUGUACAGCCUCUUCGUGCUUGUGGUGUACGUGCGUGUGGUGCUGGGGCGGUUCGACGAUGGGGCGGGGCGGGUCGGCGGUGGCACCUCGUCCUUAUCAAAUGCAAAUAUGUCUGGGUCUGGAAAGUUCUGAUGCUAAAAUGUGCAUGAUGAGAGCACUUCCUUAUGCAGGAAGGCAUGACAAGUUUCAGUUUGCAGCACGCUUUCUCAUACGCAAUCAGCACGAGAGGCUGCGACGUAUUUGUAUGAAAAGAGAGGCUGCGACUUUUGCUAGUCAUGUGAGCCAGUAAUUACUGAUACCCCCAUAAUAUAUUGGUAUGCCAGUACACGAAGGGCCCUGCCCCUUCCUGUCCUAGAACAAACGCCACAUACAAAUCGCCAGUGCAUAUAAAAUGGCCACUUUGUCUGGCACCUUCUGGUCCCGCCGGAACCUUCCAGCACUGGCCCGGCCGUCAAGUACGGGGCCCCCAGUAACUACUGGGGGCCCCGUACGCAACUGGUCCUACGAUGCCCCUGCGCCCUCGUUUUAUAUUGCCCUGGUUUUGUCCGACUGCAAUACGUGGCUGCGUAGCCAAAACAAAACAGCCACUCAAUGAAAAACAUUGGAAAAAGAGCUACGCCUCGGUCUUCUCCACUUUCAGGAGACUCUGCAGCAAGAGUGCUAAGGAGCGAGAGAACUCUGCUAGCUACCAAAGCGCGCACACGAAACAAGCUCGGCCCUUGUAUGUUUUCGAAGCGCCGCCUGCAAGCGUGCCCCCGCCGCCUGCUAACAAAAUAUCGAUCCGCAAUAGGUCCUCACCGCGCGCGCGCCGCUAGUUUUUUUGGUUUAGCGCCCCUUUUCUCCGCUUGUGUCGCUCCUUGUGCGCAGUGCGCUCUCCGCAAGCCUCCCUUUGCGCUCUUCUGUUGUUCCGCGGAGCGAUCUUUUCGCGCGCGGUGGAUUGUGGCCUGCUUUGCGUAGCAAUUUGCUGCUCUGCCACGCUCGCCGCCAGCUUUUUACUCGCUUUUCUUGGACCAUACAACUCCGUUGUAUGCGUCCGGCAGUACAUACAAAAACUGCUUUUUUGUAUAGCGGAUUUCGGUGUUCCUCUCUCCUUUCGUAUCACAUGCAAUACAGAUUUCGUAGGAAUGUAAGACCAGCAAUACAAGUUCCAACCUUCCAGACCCAGACAUAUUCGCAAUGCAUAGUCCUCGGUCAGUGACUACGAUUCUCGCUGGGCCUACGACUACGCGACGGAGGUUAUCCUGAGUAAAAACGUCCCCACACCAGAGUUGUCAUGCAGAUCUGCAAGCACAAGAGCGUUUGUAAUGCGCAUCCCCAUGAGAGGCAUUAAUCAUCGUGUUUUGGAACUUGUAAUGCUGUAAACAGCAUAAGGAGAUGGAUUUGUUAUGCGGCUUCCCUUGCUAAACUGCACUACACUACAGCCUGCAAUUUGUCAUGCGUGGUUCCCAAAACUUCAAGGUUUGUGUUGCAAAAUGCCCAUCUUCACUCUGGGAUGGGGACGUUUUUACAAAUGAUAGAGGUAGCGUGGUUCGACCCGAGUUCCGUGUCGCCGCGCGUGCUGCUCGGGGUGGCGUCCUUGUUCGGGUGGGGUCACUUUCUGCACAGCCUUCGCGGCAUGCAGUUUCUCGGACCCUUCGUGAUCAUGAUCAAGCUGAUGCUGAAGAAGGACUUUGCGCGGUUUGGCAUCAUUUACGUGCUAGUGGCGGCGGGAUUCGGGAUCCUGCUGCGGGUGAUGUUCCUGGAUACCAUCCGCCGGGAUCGGCUGUCGUGGGAAACGUCCCACGCGGCCUUUGUGGGUGCGUAUGGCAACCGCACCUUCACAACGCACGAUCUGGACAGAACCAUGGUCACCACGCCCGCGCCCCACUUUUCCGACUUCUCCGCCACCUUUCUGGGGGACUACGGCAAGGUGUACAAGAACGUCCAGAUCAUGUUCCGAGGCUCCUUCGGGGAGAUGGACGACGAGGUAUUUUCGGACGCAGAAAAUUAUCAGACCGAGAAUUGCAAGAACACACUGUCUACAUAGAUAUUUAGCAAGAUGGUAUAGUAAGCCACUCGCGAAAUGAUUUUCCGAUCAAGAGUACCAAAAUUGGUGGCUCUACUCUUUUUUUGCAGCUCAGAUGAAGAGAUGCGUUGUCAUGAACAAAAAUGGGACCACCACCGACGGUCUUGGGCCGCGGUGGAGAAGAUUAAUAUCAAGAGAAUGGCGUGCGAUGUUGUAUGUAUAAAAUACUGGGCCGCGGCUCCGAGGAAAAUGUAAAUGAAAAAUGAAAAUCGGGAUUUAGUGAAGGGAAAUAAACAAGCUCUCAUGCAGCUGUGAUGAAAGAAUUGAAUUACAAUUAUGCGCAAUUAUGUGGUACAACUGGUGUGGGUGUUCGAAGUUUUCUUCCGCAUACAAGCAAUCAGUACAAUUUUUUCUCCCUGCUGGUGUACAACAUGUUUGUCGUGCUCUCCGCGAUCGUGCUCUUCAACCUCCUGAUUGCGAUGAUGGCGGACACCUACCACCGCGUGCGCACCAUGGCGAACGACGAGUACCUGCUGCAGCGAACGAGCUGGAUCCUGGAGGCGGAAAGGAGUACCCUGGCGCGCCUCGGCGUGCUCAACGUGCACAAAAACAGACCACCGCACCAUGUGCGCACGGAAGACAUAGUACUCCCGAACGGAGUCACGCUGGAGAGCUACGCGAUGCAAGUAGAAGUCCACACCAGGGCGGCGGAUCACUAGCAGUUCAUAUAGCACGCAGAUCAUCUGUUAUUUCCUUUUUAUAAUUUCCAAAUUUCAUAAAGUGAAAGUCAACACUUCAGUAAGUAAGUAAGUAGGUGGUCACUCUUUGCACCUGCUCUUGCAUAUCUAUGUAGUGGCAGCCUGCUGCACUAGUAAAUCUUAAUGUUGGUCAGUAUGAUUUUCACUUCUAUCACUGUUCGUAUUGACCACAUGCUUCAGAACAAUCAGUCGCCCCCCCAAUAGCAACACUCGACAUUUUCUACGUAAUUG
Messenger RNA from Amoebophrya sp. A120, 8426 nucleotides. The record is from the annotation of a GenBank genome assembly. NCBI's taxonomy places the organism in Eukaryota, Dinophyceae, Syndiniales, Amoebophryaceae.